This is a messenger RNA of Trichoderma aggressivum f. europaeum, 1170 nucleotides long. RefSeq lists its product as uncharacterized. The coding region runs from base 1 to 1170 and encodes 389 amino acids. Lineage: Eukaryota; Fungi; Ascomycota; Sordariomycetes; Hypocreales; Hypocreaceae. Gene Ontology annotation, cellular component: mitochondrion. Gene Ontology annotation, molecular function: pyrimidine nucleotide transmembrane transporter activity. The transcript has 3 exons. The record is from RefSeq and is a predicted model, not a curated record. Gene Ontology annotation, biological process: pyrimidine nucleotide import into mitochondrion.
AUGGCGCAGCAGGGGCCUGCGGCUGUUGCUCCGUAUCUGCCAGGGCGAGACGAUGGGCGGCCGUUCCAGCACUCGCACGCUUCGGCUGAGCAUGCGGCGCUGGUGCAGUCGAGAGAGACGGGCGAUGUGCUGCCGGACGACAGUCCUAGAGGGCAGGUCAAGGCCUUGCCGUUUGCGAAGUCUUGGGUGCAUUUCAUGGCCGGAGGAGUUGGCGGCAUGACGGCCGCGGCUGUCACGGCGCCGCUCGAUGUCCUCAAGACGAGGCUACAGUCCGACUUUUACCAGGCGCAGAUCCGCGCAUCCAGAGAGGCGCAGGCGCAAGCUCUGCAGCGACUGAACCCGGUGCGCAGCGCAAUGCACCACCUGUCGGAAACGCUGCAGAUCCUGGGCUCGGUGUACAGGACCGAGGGGCCGCGCGCGCUGUUCAAGGGCCUGGGACCCAACCUGGUGGGCGUCAUUCCCGCCAGGAGCAUCAACUUUUACGUGUACGGCAACGGCAAGAGGCUCAUGGCCGACUACUGGAACAAGGGCGAGGAGGCCCCGUGGGUGCACCUCCUGGCCGGCGUCACGGCGGGCGUGGCGACGAGCACCGCGACGAACCCGAUCUGGAUGGUCAAGACGAGGCUGCAGCUGGACAAGAACGUCUCGGAGCGCAGCGGCGGCGCGACGCAGAGGCUGUAUCGCAACAGCUGGGACUGCGUCAAGCAGGUUGUGCGCGACGAGGGCGUCAGGGGCUUGUACAAGGGCAUGAGCGCGAGCUACCUGGGCGUGGUCGAGUCGACGAUGCAGUGGAUGCUGUACGAGCAGCUCAAGGCCUAUCUCGCCCGCAGAGAGUCUGCGAUCCAGGCCAGCGGCAGACUAAAGAACUGGUGGGACAAGACGGUGGAUGUCCUGGGCAACGGCGGAGCUGCUGGAGGUGCAAAGCUGGUUGCUGCCGUCAUUGCCUAUCCCCACGAGGUUGCGCGAACCCGUCUGCGACAGGCUCCCAUGGGAGACGGCAAGCUCAAGUACACCGGUCUGGUACAGUGCUUCAAGCUCGUCUGGAAGGAGGAGGGCCUCAUGGGCCUCUACGGCGGCUUGACACCUCACCUCAUGCGAACGGUUCCUAGUGCGGCAAUGAUGUUUGCCAUGUACGAGGUCAUCUUGCGCUUCUUCCACACGCCGGCCUAA